AUGACCCCUUAUCAUCAGCUCCAACAAACCAACAGCCAUCCCGUCCUGAGCACAUCCCAACUUCCUAUCCUUUCAAGUGUGGUAUCUGUAACCUUACUUUCCGGAAACGAUAUGAACUCAACCGUCACAAGACACGCCACGACAAACGCUUCAAGUGCAAAGUCAAUGGCUGUGCCUCAGCAUUACAGAACGAAGCGCCCCAACAUGGCUGAAGAGUGUACAAUAUACUUCUGUCACGUUGAAGGUUGCAAAUAUGGCUUUGAGCUUGACCGAGAGUUCUCCAGGAAGGACAAUCGGGAUCGUCACCUCGCCAGCCAUGCUAGGAAGAGGGAGCUCUAA
Penicillium angulare is the source of this 339-nucleotide messenger RNA. RefSeq lists its product as uncharacterized. Lineage: Eukaryota; Fungi; Ascomycota; Eurotiomycetes; Eurotiales; Aspergillaceae. The transcript has 2 exons. Bases 1 to 339 code for a protein of 112 amino acids. The record is from RefSeq and is a predicted model, not a curated record.